This is a messenger RNA of Sycon ciliatum, 6665 nucleotides long. RefSeq lists its product as uncharacterized. Bases 759 to 4685 code for a protein of 1308 amino acids. The transcript has 12 exons. Gene Ontology annotation, biological process: regulation of cytoskeleton organization. The record is from RefSeq and is a predicted model, not a curated record. NCBI's taxonomy places the organism in Eukaryota, Metazoa, Porifera, Calcarea, Leucosolenida, Sycettidae. Gene Ontology annotation, molecular function: microtubule binding. Gene Ontology annotation, cellular component: axoneme.
UCAUGGUCUCCAUGGCGAAGGAGGUUGCGCGCGUCAUAUAAACACACACGCCGAUAUGCGAUACUCACGACUUCUUUGACUACAAAAGUCAAGUGUCGGCUGAGCUGAUGAACACCAAACUAACGUUUUACUGUCAUAAUCAUUGUACCGGUACUUCCAAAGCCAUGCAAGAUUGGGAAGAAAAAAAUAAGUGGCACGAGAGUAAGCAGGCGAAAGUCACACUACUUGUCAUACGCAUAGGCCAAGUAACAGCUAGUUUCUGACCAUCAGCGCUAUGACUUGCAUGUCCAUCGCAUGAACAUGAUAAUGUCUGGAGGUGAAACCAUCAAAAAAAGGUGUUGAGAAGGAGAAAGCCGAUAAUUUUAGACUAGUAUUUAGAGCGCUUCUCCGUUCCCCAGCUGGUGGACCGAUGAUUACUUUCACCGUUUGUUUUCCUUGUACAUGUACUCAUUUCAUUCGGCGUGCCUUCCUGUUGACAACAUUCUCAUGGGCUCGCUCGUUGCUGCUUGAGCAACGCGACAAAAGGUUCCUGGAACAGCUUCGCUCGGCACCACUGGUGACUGUGCAAGUGUCGUGAACGUCAGGGCAUGAAUGAAGAGUUUCUGUUCGGUUGGCAAAAAUAUUCAACCGCUUCUACCGUGUUAGCGUGAGGUUACGACUCAGCAAGCCGCUAUCUUCCUUGAAGAAAAGUAUCACUCCACCACCUGCUGCUGGACAGGAGACGUACUGGUGAGCGAGGCCAGCUGACACGCACCAUCAUGGACUCCACUGCCGUGCCAGCGUCGGAUGAACCGAAGAGCUCUGCCAUUGACAUCGAUGACACAAAGGAGUCGCACGCAGAGAACGCGGCUACAGAGGGCAUCGCUACGGCGACGGAGAGCACACACGGAAUGCAGGCGACGAAAGACGAGCCGCGCAGAACUGACCACAUGCCUAUACCUAUCGAGGGAUUAUCAUCGACACUGACGCUGGACUCCAAGACGGAUGCACCACACGCAACGGGCACCGCAGCUCCUCCAAAGGGCACGCAGAAGAAGCCCGUUGCCAAGGAUACGAGCGUGGACGCAAAGCAAGCGGCAUCGGCGUACAUGGCUGUGACGGAGAUGAUCCCGCGGGAGAUAUACGAGUGGCUGUGCGAGGUCGUACUGACGCGACCCGUGCGAGUGCCUAAACACGACCUGCGGAAUGGAUUUCUGGUGGCCGACUUGCUGAUGAACUACUUCCCACACAAGCGCUCGCAGCUGAUCAUGGUGGAUGGCUUGAGCUUGGAGGUGAUGAAGAGCAACUGGAAGAUCUUACGCAAGUUUUUCCAGCAGCAUCCGUCCCUCGCAGUGGACGAUAUCCUAAUGGAAGGUGUGAUGCACAUGAAACCCAACGCUGCUGUGCGUCUCCUCUGCAUCCUGUACCAGUGGCUGACACAUAACACUAUCUCUGACCGUACAGUACAGGAGACACUAAAGGCACCGCCCAUGGCUGGUUGGACGGAUGCAGUGUACCAGUCUCGUUUGCCGUUGUUUGCACGUACAACUGCAUCACAGACUCUGAAGACUAACCUCUGCACUACAGAACAACUCGGCCACGAGGACAUCAACACGUCCAAGGACAAGGCCCAGUUCAUAAUCACAGAGUAUGAGAAGCGCCGUCAGGAGGUCAAGCACAGAGAUCCGAGUCGCUUCACCACCAAGCCCAAGAUUGACAAGUACCCACCGGCGAAGAGGGGCAUGACACCUCCCAAGCCCAGAAUACACGACCGCAAACAGCUGGGUAACACGCAAGAGACGGACGAUAUUGAUGUGAAAUUUGGAGAGAUGUCCCUGCCAACAAGCCAGCCAGGAUCACGAAGUCAAGCAGGCUCGAUGACGAAAGGCUACAAGCCACCCACUGUGGUGUUCAAGCUGACAGAUCGCUACCCAGAACGCGGUUACUACCAUCCUGCUGGUCGCCUUGGCAACGGUACCACGGAAACGGGAAGGGAUGCGCAUGCUCAGGUUUUGGUUACCAAGGCUAUAGACCAGGAUGUACCUACACUGUCACCGGCAGGCGCGCGUCCAGGAGCAGAGCAGCUGUGCAUCGAUCCUCAUCGCACCACAACCACCCAGCCUCCUGGCAACGACACAGCUGAUGUCCACCGUCCUAGCUCACCACCGCACCUACCCGUGCACCGGGUAACGGACAAGAUUGCCACGCUGCACGACACCGACUACUCGUACGCAUUGCUCGUGGAGGCUGCUGGGAGGCAGGGCUUGGAGUCGGGCUCUUCGCAACCAGUCCCGGUGCGUCUGCAUCGGUAUGACCGCGACGAUCCUCCGCAGCAUGUCCUUGACACCUUGCACCCAGACUGCAGCCGAAUUAUCGGCCACAGCGAGAACGUGCGGCGAGGUGACGAAUACCGAGGCUUCCGUCCGACGAUGCACCACUUCCCGCUGUUCAAACCGACCUGUUCUGUGCCAACCGAUCGCGAUAUCCCCAAGCCAGCUGCAGCUGCUGACAACAAACACGCUGACCGCACGCAAUCUGAUCCCAGUGCCGACGCGAGAUCUGCACCGCUAUCUCCAGCAGACAAUAUCGUGCGAAUCCUGGCCGAAAUGGACGACGCCACGCUGGAGCAGCUCAAUGCAUUCGAGUCGUGCUCGGAAGACGAUGCAUCCGGUGGCGACGACGAUAGUGACGAGGAAGAAGACGACGCUGACGUCCGCUCACUGGCAUCCCUACUGCAUGUCCGGGCAUGUGCACGGGCAGCGUCCGGGGAGGCAAACGACCCCGACCUGCUGGACAUUCUGACCCGGGCCGGGGACAAGGACGUCCUGCUGAGCGAGGAGGACUACUUACACUAUCAGAGCUUUGGCAAACAGACUCUCUACGUCAAGGACAAGAAACAACAGCCGCAACUCGCAACCGGGGCGCUGACUAAAAGCUUCGUUGUCGGCGGCGGCGGCAACGACGACGGCAUGGCAGUCGGCAAGAAGCGGAAGACGAGCGACAAAGCACACGCCGGCGGUGACGCCAAGGUCAGUCACCACUCCAUCGGUGGCAAGCGCAAGCCGAGUGACGCCCAUCGUACCAGUCAGCAGUCCGUUGCCAGCCCAGUACCGGGCAUUAAGCGCGAGGCUAGCCAGAUUUUCGGACAAGACCAGCAGCAGCCGCAAGCGGAAACGGCGGGGCAGAGGCAACUUUCACCCGUACCGGUACCGCGUGCAACAGGCGUGGGCGCUAGCCAGCAGCCAGACGCAGGAGGUCGACUCUUGGCGGGGCAGGCCGAGGCCAAGCGCAGCACCGUGCCGAUAGUCUCCGUGUCCGAGGAGGUAACGACGUCGACAGAACGAGCCGCCGCGGCGCCAAGACGACCGUCAAUCACCAUGGCCGCUGCCCCCGUCGCUCAGUAUGCUGGUAGAACACCGGGACCAGGCGCAGCGCUGCUCUUACGCCGUCAGUGGUCCGAUGAUUCCGACGACGACGAUGAGUCCAGUAUGUCAGCGACGAUGACGUCACAACAGGCGCAAUCUGCCGACACGACAUCAUCCGCUGACCUCAAUGACGGCACCGAUGUGGCCAGCAUGCCGGGCGACGGAUUUUACGUGGUGCAGCCCAAGUCGACGCUACAUGCAGACCCGGCCCGGCUGAGCCUGGAGGAGGUGUUGCGUUUUCGCUUCCACACGCACAACCGGCAGUUUCCCCAGUGGCGCCUCGGAAAGUUGCCCGCGGGAUGUAAACUGCCGGACAUGGAGCCAUGCUCCCCUGCUGGCGUUCCGGAGGAUUUGAUCGCAGCGCUAGGAGUUGAGAAGCCAGCGGUGGCCCAGCCCAAUGAUGCUGAGCAGAAGGCGGAAUUGAAGUCCGAGAUUGGUGUCGCGACGCGUCGAAGCAGGCUGGAGACGCUGCUACGUGUGCACGAGCACUAUCUACGUGUGUACGAAGCGCAGAGUGGUCGCCUGAACGCCACUCACGCACACGCCAUCGGAGACCUCUCCCAGUUCAGCGCCGACGAGAUCAAGCUGAACAGAGACCGUCUGCUGGCAACACUGGAGGACUUAGAACGAGCGGAGCACAUGAAGAAAAACUCAAAGCGCACUGAUAUCGAGAUACCCGAUGAGGACACGUGGACACCUGAUACAUAUAUUGAAAGUCCAAUGUACACUUCCACUCCGAUGGCGGGUCUUCCCGACGAGCUAUCUUACCUCAGCAGCAGUGAAGAUGAUGAUGACCACCGCACCGAUAUCAUAUACUCGUAUCCGGGUGUUGGCGACGCGGCCAACGUGCAGCAUGCCCGGCGAACGCUGAACGAACACGAGCGUAUCUACAUGGCGCUGCUUCAAAAGGACGGCAGCACUCUAGUCCAGGACACCUUCUUGCCGGCUGACAUGAGCAAGGCAGCCGACAUUGGCAGUAUCACUGGUGACGUGGUCGCGAUCAAAACAGCGCCACCCCCCGCCGUGGACCGUAAUCAAAAAAGUGCCGAGACUAGUGAUGAUUCGUAUUCACAAGGCCGUCACCCAGCCUGGCCAGAGAGCAGUGAUUCCGUGGAUGAAGAUGCCUACUUAGAGCAAGUACUUGACUUUCUGGAGCAAGUGGAGCACAUGACCGACCAAAUAAGUCGUCCGCGGCCUGACUUCCCACCGGACGGCUAUUUUGCAGCCGGGUAUCGUCAUGAGGAGCAGCGCAGAGCCAGGCAAUCGCAAUCAGCAUUCUAGAGAGCAUGCACCACGAGGUGAACAUGCAGAUAAGAGUAUAAUGAUACCUCGGUUCCUGGGGAGUACUAGUAGCUGCCUUCACAGCUGUUGAUAGAUCACAUACUGCUGAAGACGUGUAUGACUCUCAAUGCACUAGUACUGUAGAGGGCCAAGGUAUGUGCAAAAGUUACAGCUAAAUUUGUACUCCGCAGAGGGCAAGGUAUGUGCAAAAGUUACAGCUAGAUUUGUACUCCGCUAGGCGGCUGAUUUUUGAUUCACCAUGCAGACUUGAGAACGACGUCGUGUGAGGGCAACAUCACCACUUGAUCUAAUAAAACAGUUGCAGGUUAUCUACAUUGUAUAAUUAUACCGAGGGAUGCGCGUGGUGGUGUACAAGGCGUGCUCCGAAUGCCGUGUACGCAGAAGAGCUUAGAACAGUCUGCAGCAUGAAUCACAUGUGCAGGCUCUACUGCAUGCUGGGGAAAACCCGUUCUGUACAACGGUGCAAGCGGGCUUGAGAGCUGUACUGACGCUAAAAAAAGGAGUUUGUGCAGUUCUGUUACGCUUCCAAGGCUGAGCGGGCCAUACACAUAGAGUAAUGUUUCCUAGGCUAUUGCCCUUGCCUGAAUACCAGCCUAUCAGAGCACCCCUAUCAGGUUUUCAGCCGUAGUGUUGAUUUGUCCGAGUAGUAGUAGGCUACAAGCUAGCACCGUUUGAUUUUCAUUUCUUCGCACCAUGUACGGUCAAGUUGAUUAUGAAUUACAUUGCAGAUUUCAUAAGCGUAGAAUAGUACAGCCAGAAUUUGAGCGUUCUGGUAUUUCUUUUUCACUGUUGGUUUUCAGCAAAAAGAUCUUUUGUCUUGGAACAUCCAUUUUUCUUGUAAUCACUUGUCAGCAUUCCUUCUUCACCUGGCCUUGUUGUCAUAGAUGCAUGCGUGCCUACACUUCAGAAACGAAUUAACUUCAACCGAUAUUGAGCCGGUCUGUUAGCGGUGCCUCUUGGUGAUAACUCUAUGUGUUGUUACUGCUACCAGGUAGCCAAGGGACCCCGGGGCCCUUUCUGUUCACACUCCACCAGCUAACAGGGACCGGAAAUUUGCUGCCACAUCAGAAAAUCAGCUGUCACACACAGAAUACAGUUUUUUUUUAGAUGAUAAAAAGCCACAGCCUAGGGGAAUAGGCCGCCGUGGUGAUAUUGAGCCGGUCUGUUAGCGGUGCCUCUCGGUGAUAACGGUAUGUGUGGUUACUACUACUGCCAAGUAGGGAGCCUUGAAAGAAAGAAAUGUUCCAAGCAGAAUGUGUGCUCGCAUAGAACAGGCAGAGAUUGAUUUUGAGAAAGGAGAGGCCAUAAUAGCGGCAGCAGCAACAACAAAGCAGCCACCACCACUACUAUCAUGACCACCACACCUAGCAUACUACAGCAGGCGUACCCCAUGCAAACACGUACACACGUACAAACACACACACACGUACACACGUACAAACACACACACGUACACACGUACAAACACACACACACACACACACACACACACACACACACACACACACACACACACAUAUAGAGAAUGCAGAGAGGCUAUCCUAGUGGCAGAGCAGCGUGAACAACAUUGUAAGCGUUACGAAAACCUGAAAGACGAAGCAGCAAAGCGGGCUGGAUGGCUGGCCUAGUCAACAAAAGCACAGUGAUCUAGAGAAAAUGAAAAGACGCUCAAAACGAUUGAGCGUGCACAGUAGUAACAAGAUAGCUAGCGAUGACCAGAUUGUCGUUUGAGCUGUUGAAACAGUGCAGUGCGUUUCUCACAUCCUUGACACACGCUCAGGCGCGCUCACGCACACCGGCCGCAAGAAGGCAGAGAGGACUGACGCGACCGGGAGAGGAUCGGUCCACAGUACCGGCAUGACCACCCUGCUGCUGCUGCUGCUGCUCCAGCCAAUAGUAGUAGUAGUGCAGAUACUGCAGCCGGCUGGGCGUGGCGAGUCAGGGUAAAACGCCCCGGGG